Oreochromis niloticus (Nile tilapia) is the source of this 3123-nucleotide messenger RNA. RefSeq names its product THAP domain-containing protein 5-like. Gene Ontology annotation, molecular function: DNA-binding transcription factor activity; RNA polymerase II cis-regulatory region sequence-specific DNA binding. Gene Ontology annotation, biological process: regulation of transcription by RNA polymerase II. The coding region runs from base 166 to 984 and encodes 272 amino acids. NCBI's taxonomy places the organism in Eukaryota, Metazoa, Chordata, Actinopteri, Cichliformes, Cichlidae. The record is from RefSeq and is a predicted model, not a curated record. The transcript has 3 exons. Gene Ontology annotation, cellular component: nucleus.
AACACCAUAAUUGACCUUAGUGGGUGAAGAGGACUCUCCAUUUACAUGUACAAAUGGACUACUUGCACUACGGCAUGUGACGUAUUUCCGUUUCCAAAUACUACCGCUUGGGCGUUUCCGGUAUGUUUGUUUAUCUAUCGGUAGCUACGCUAAUGUCACUUCAGAAUGAGUAUAAAAAGGAAAGUAUUUAAAACAGAACAUUUUCAAAAACAGGAGAAGAAAUACUCCGAGCAUUGCUGUGUCCCACUUUGUUCGGCUUCAGCCAAAUUUAACGGCAUACUAAGUUUUCAUGGCUUUCCGACCCAUUCCGACUUGAGAAGACAAUGGCUGGUAAACAUACGCCGGGAUCAUUUCAUGAUUACCUCUCACACCAGGGUCUGCAGCAGACACUUUUCCAGUGAUCAACUCAUAGAGCCAACAACCCUUGAUGGUCGAAGGUGGCUUAUUAAAGGUGCUGUACCAACACUUUUUGAGUGGAAUGGCUAUAAAGUUGAACCACCGCGGCGUAGUGUUUGGGAGAGAACGGAGCGACGCCCUGAACUAGUUCCUCCUGACGAUCAAGAAGAGCACAGUCUUACAAGAGAUCAUGACUACUGCUCAGUCCCUGAGCCGUCUGCAUUGGACAUAUCUGCAUCAGCUGCAGAAGACCUGUCCAAAGACGUGGAGACUCUGAGGAAGGAAAUACAGGAGUUACGUGUCCAGCGAGAAUUUGGGUUACAGCGCUUUGCUGGCUCUGACACUGACAUCCGAUUCUACACCAGAUUUCCAAGCUAUGAUCAUUUGAUGGCAUUUUGGUUUUUGAUUGAGCCUUGCAUCUACAAAAUGAUCCGGGUUUCAAGAGCCAAGUCAGCUGCCAAUAGGAACGAAGAAGUGCUGACACCUGCACGCACAUCAACGAGGCAGCUGCUACAGCCAAUUAACGAGUUCUUUCUUGUCCUGGUUUUCCUGUCAGUUGGUUUGAAGGAGAGGGACCUGGCACACUGAUUUAACAUACACCAGUCCACAGUGAGCCGCAUUAUCGCAACAUGGACAAAUUUUCUUGCCACUGCACUGGGGUCUCAAUGCAUCUGGCUUACACGUGAAGAAGUGCAAGCUUACCUCCCUGAGGAAUUCAAAGAUUUCUCAGACACCCAGAUGAUCCUUGACUGUACAGAGCUGAGGUGUCAGACACCAUCCUCACCACUUCUCCAAAGUGAAAUGUACUCUUCGUACAAAUCCCACUGCAUGAUGAAAGCCCUGGUUGGCAUAGCUCCACAUGGUCCAAUGACAUUCAUCUCUAAUCUGUAUGCUGGUUCGGGUAGUGACAAGGAACUAUUUAAACAAUCAGGCAUUGCUGAGAAGUUGACUGAAGACAUGGCAGUGAUGGUAGAUAAGGGCUUCCUAAUCACCGAUUGUUGUUAAUGCAAAGUGUACUGCCCGCCUUUUCUAUCUAAGCAGAAGCAGAUGCCAGCAUACCAGGUUAAGGAGACGCAGGCCAUAGCCAGACUCAGGGUACAUGUGGAGCGAGUCAUUAGGAGGAUAAAACAGAACAAACUUUUUGAUAGCAUUAUUGCCAUGUCACAUGUUUACAAUAUCAACCAACUGUUUGCAGUAGCAUGCAUGCUGUCAAAUUACCAGAACACAGCAUUAGUUAAAAAAUGGGUUAAGUGAGACAAGAUGGACUUUUCCCCAGACACCAGUGCCAGUACAACUUAUAGAAAAUGACCUGCAGCUGAGGCCACUACAGUUGCAUUUCUUCCUUGACAAAACUUGAUUACAGAACUGGUACUUGAGUGCUGAUAGUUGAGUUCCAGUUAUUGAUAAUUCUAAUUCAUUGCAAAUGUUGAAUGUUAAUAAUACUGUUUAAUUAUACUACAUUACUAUUCAUAUUCAACAAAAUUGUUUAUCAAAAUUAUAAAGUAAAUCACUAAAUUGUUUUAAAAUCAUAAGUGACAUUGUGCUUUAGUAACAUCCAAAAUACCAUUUGUCAUUUUCUUCCCUCAGUUGUGUUAUUGUCUAAAUGUAUGUCAGUAUGCUAGGCAUGGAGUUUUAAAUACUUACCAUGUAAAUAAGUUCUGCACAAAUUCAAUGUUUUAAUGUGUGUUUUUAAAAAACGAAAUUGAUGCCAUUGCUUAAAUAACAGUUUACUGAUUUCACAUAAAAGUAACUUGUAACAACAAAAAAAUUCAUGAAAUACUUUGCAAAUAAAACAUCAGUUAUUUUGUUCCAGCCAGCCUGAAGGAUCUGUUUUCCUUUUUGCUAUGUUUUCACUGUUCAUUUUUCCAAACACAGGUAUCUUGGCAUAUAUAUGUAAAAAAAGAAGUAGUCAGCCUUUUCUCUGAUUGCAUUGUGCACAUCUGUAUCCAUGUAUAUUCUUUGCACUAGGUAGUCCUCUUGUGCCCACACGACAAAGUCACACCACUGCAUCCCACUGAUGAGCAGUUGUCCUUGCACUUGCCAGUAAUAUGCGUGGCUCUUUUUUAGUUUAGGGGUACCACAUUCCAUCUGCACAUAUUUGCAGUCAAUAAAGUUUUGUGCAAGCCAGGGGGCAAUGGGGUGAAUGACCAGGCCACAGGGUGAGUAGUUAACAUUCAUUAGCCUACUAUACUCUGCUGCUAUUGCAGGCUCCAUCUCAGUUCCUCUCCUCAUGUCUGCUGUCUGCCUUGUUCCCUUCAAUAUACGCUCUGCUAGUGACUCUGCCGAGCUCUGGCCUCUGACGUGACGUCACUCUGGGCCUGCGGAGCUGAUGCCACUCAGACGAAGAGCUUUGCUCACGUGUAGCUUCCUCUAUUUUGUGAGCCAUUUCCAGAGUUACAGACAAGCUUUUCAGAUGCAGAAGCUCUUCUUCUGAGCACACAAACACACAAUCUGAUGGCAAGAUGUCAUACCCCUCCAGAGGCAAGUGCGGUGUUGGUGGUGCAUCACGGUGUAGUGUGAUGUACCGGGUUGUCAAAACCGGCUGCUGAUAUGACAGAACACUGCCCUCUUGCACCAGCCCAAAAGCACUUUCCACAAGGGGCUUAUCAGGUCUCAUGUUCAUUGUGGUCACAAGUGGCCUGUCCUCAAUAUUAAAUUUUGCAUAUGCCUCCGUUAUUCUGAACAAGCAGGGAUCUGGUAACAGAGCCACCAUGCCUCUGUAGAAAC